Gamsiella multidivaricata is the source of this 1722-nucleotide messenger RNA. RefSeq lists its product as uncharacterized. The transcript is spliced from 3 exons. The record is from RefSeq and is a predicted model, not a curated record. The coding region runs from base 208 to 1587 and encodes 459 amino acids. Lineage: Eukaryota; Fungi; Mortierellomycota; Mortierellomycetes; Mortierellales; Mortierellaceae.
GCCGGCUUUAAUGUUUUAUAAAUGUACGUAGUUAUUGCCUACAAAACCCAAUAACGAUUUAGUCGAUCGCUUUUGUUGCCUCGCGUCCUCUGAUCACCCGCCUUGACGACAGAAGAAUUAGAACGAGGAACCAAGGACUUGGCUUCAUCAAUACCAUCCAUACGCGAUCAAAACCUAAGCGGUGUCCUCUCUGUCUCUCGGUUAACGAUGUCCAAUAACCACAAUAACGGGAAUUUCGACAGCAAUACCAAUAACACUGGAUCCAGUCACUCUGACCAUGGGCAGCACCACGCCGGAGGAGGACACGAUCUCCACGGCCAGCCUGGCGUACCACUGAUGCACAGAACUGUAGAUGAGCUCCUAUCCGCGGAGUUUCCUCUUGGCAUCGGCAGCGUGCGACAUCCAGACGGGUCACUGAAUAACGGUGUGCAAGGGAACAUUAUGGAGGGACUCGACGACCUCUUCAAUGAUGAUUUCUCGACGGUCAACACCAACUCAGGUACAUCACUUCACUUGUCAGCCCAACCUCAACAUACCCAGUCUUUAUCGCCAAACAUUCACUUUUCUAGCCCGACUACGCAGUCGCCUCAAAACCAACUUUCGCCAAUGCAUCAACAGCAGCUUCAGGAUCAGCAUAGGAUCUUGCAGCAUCAGCAGAGUACCUCAGCUGUCUCACCGCAACUGGCCGGAUCAUCAGUCCAUCAUAGUCAACAGCAACCACAGACACCAGGCGUGGGACAACAAUAUCAGCACACCUCGCCUGCUGCCGCACAAAGAACGCUAUAUCUACCUCAGCAGCAGGCGCAACAGUCGAUGAGCCAACAAAUCCCACCUCGACCCACCCAAAGUAAUAACGUACAGAUGCCAUCUGUAGCCCAGCAAAGCCAUUCCCAACCGAAUGCCGUUGCCCCUAAUGGUCAGGCUGUAAUGCCUUCAGCCCCCAUGUCAGUUGCGAACUCUGGUCCUAGUGCGCUCGUCCCAGGCACUGCAUCCACACCUAUCGCCCAGGCUGGAUCCCCCCUUCAUCAUAUCCUCGCAUCAACCUCUGCGGCUACAGGACAACAGCUCACGCACCUAUUUUCUCAGCUUCAGGCCAAUGUGUUGACACCAGGCGAGUUCAUGGCUCGGGCAAAAGUACUGCUGGAUCCUGCACAAUUUGAGAUUCUGGAUGGCAUCAGGAGGAGGCAUGGCGGACGGCCCUCAGUAGAUGGGGCGCAGCAACAAUCCACUACGGCAUCAGCAGCAACAUUAAACUCUGGCAUACCAUCCUCAUCUCCAUCUGCAGGCCAAUCCUCUGCACUAUCAAUGCCUACUGCAGCGGGAACAUCGGGAAUGACGAUCCAUACGCCUGCGACAGGAGUCCCCCUGCUAUCUGCAGGAGCUACUACAGCUACACCAACACUAGCUGCACCUCCCUCUGCUUUACAAUCCACCUCGGCCUCAAUACCUACUACUAGUCUCCCACCAACAUCAUCGAACACAGGAUCAGCACCUGUCCGCAAAAGAAAUACUGAAGCCACAUUCACAUCCACAACAUCCGCUGAGAGGUAUGGCGCGUUUAUUAAUACUACCAAUCCAAGUUUUUGAGCAACAAGCAAUCGAUGAUCUCAUCUCUGCUUCAUUUUUGUUCGUGUUUUCCCUAUAUCUGAAGUAGCAAAGUUGCACCUAAGAGAGUGAAAACCGAGCACCAAGCUCUUGCGCCGGGCGUCAACGGACCAACAG